Molecule: messenger RNA, 561 nt
Organism: Colletotrichum karsti
Lineage: Eukaryota; Fungi; Ascomycota; Sordariomycetes; Glomerellales; Glomerellaceae
Exons: 1
Coding region: 1-561 (186 amino acids)
Source: RefSeq, a predicted model, not a curated record
AUGAGCCCCAACGGCCCCAAGGUCGCCGUCUGCGGCGGUGCUAUCAAAUUGGUACGAAGCGACGGCAGCGCCCAGUUGUAUGGAAUGUUGGCAGGCCACAGCGUCUUCGACGUGGACAGUCUCGACUCAUCAGAUGAUCUCGUUGCAAACUCUCGAGAAGAGAACUUAGCACCACGUACGAAAGAGGUCAACGAGGACAAGAGGCCUGCGGGUCAAAGUGACCACGGGCGGCAACUCGGUCAAGUGACGGUGAAGGGCUAUGGUGGAAUUCGAAAUUCGACUCCAGAUUAUGAUUGGGCGUUGUUCGAAUUUAGCAGCGGGCUCAUGGUGCUUCCCAGCAUGUACCUUGGGGGCACGCCCGUCGAUGUGAGUUAUGUCGGCACCAACGUUGGAAGAUUUUCCCGGUAUAUUUCGGACCAGGAAGUCGAAAUCGUCGGAGGCAACGGUUUGUCGAGGCCUGGCUCCUUGUCCAACGUCCCAACUCGAAUCUUGUUGGGUUUAGCGGAGAUUGCAACUCCAGUGUUCACCCUGACGUUGCGUGAAGGCGAAGGUGAGCCUUGA